Exophiala spinifera is the source of this 684-nucleotide messenger RNA. RefSeq lists its product as uncharacterized. Bases 1 to 684 code for a protein of 227 amino acids. NCBI's taxonomy places the organism in Eukaryota, Fungi, Ascomycota, Eurotiomycetes, Chaetothyriales, Herpotrichiellaceae. The transcript is spliced from 2 exons. The record is from RefSeq and is a predicted model, not a curated record.
AUGCCCGUGACAAAACCCCCCUCUAAACCGUCAGAUAUCGACUUAUCUACCAACGAAGCCCUCCUCCAACACGCCGAGGCCUCUCGGCUUGCAAGGUCAUGGCUCUCCGGGGUAUUCGGUGACGAGUCCUCUGCCGCCUCGGUCCAGGACGAGCAAGACAAGUUCGACAAGACAGUAGCCCAUAAACCGGCUCUCUACUCUGACACCGGUGGCAUAGGAUACGCCGAACCUACAGAUCCCACCUCUUCGGCAUCUCGCGGCUCCUCAGAUCCAGCAACGGCGUUCCUCCGAAAGCAAAUGCUUGGUCGCGGGGCCAAUCAGCACCCUACUUCUACAAGGGGCCCUCCUCGACCAGGAGGCAACCCGCAUUCCCUUCGCAGACGUCGAGAUGACGACGACGAAGAUGAGGAAGAGGGUAGAUCAGGAUUGGGCAAGAGCAAGGCCUCGAAGCAAAAGCUCUCAAGCUCCCAGAUUUCGUCGGUAGCGAACGCGAACGGCGCAGAUAACGUCGUGUCUCCGUCGCAAGAGGCCGAGAAUGCUACGGCGCUGAACGGUGGUCAGCUGCAAAAGACAACGACGCAUCAACAGCAGAAGAAGAAACGCGGAUCUAGUUAUCUGGAUGAGAUACUCGCGUCUCGUGCGUCCAAGAAGAAGAAGAAAUCCGGAAAAGGUGACGAUGGAUGA